AUGGCUCAAAUACGAGGCACCGCGGGCUAUAACCUGGGCUUGAACAACCAGUUCGGGAACCAGUCGAGCGCCGCUACCAGCGACCCCUCUCCUCUCGACCAGAUUCGUGAGCAAACCGGCAAGAUCGAGGACAAGCUGAACACUCUCGGAGAGCCCCUCAAACCAUAUCUGCCGGCUAUCGGAAGAUUCUUGAUCGUUGUCACGUUCCUUGAAGACGCUCUCCGCAUCAUAACACAAUGGAACGACCAGCUACUCUACCUCAAGGAUUUCCGGAAGUUUCCGUGGGGCAUCACACAUAGCUUCCUGAUUUUCAAUGUCGUGACCAUGAGCGUCUGCUCGACCCUUGUCAUCAUGCGCCGCUACAGCGAAUACGCAGUUGCGGGUCUCCUUGCCGUUGUGGUCGUUCAAGCGCUGGGCUACGGCCUCAUUUUCGACCUGAACUUCUUUCUCCGCAACCUUUCCGUCAUGGGCGGCCUUUUGAUGGUCUUGGGCGACAGCUUUGUCAAGAAGACCCGCGUCUUUGCCGGCUUGCCCAGUCUCGACGAGAAAGACAAGAAGAUGUACAUCCAGCUCGGAGGUCGCGUCCUCCUCAUCUUUCUGUUCGUUGGCUUCGUCUUCGCUGGUGAAUGGAGCUUCUGGAGGGUGAUCGUGAGUCUGAUCGGUCUUGUGGCCUGUGUUAUGGUUGUCGUGGGUUUGAAGGCGAAGUGGAGCGCCAUCAUCCUCGUGCUUAUGCUGUCCAUCUUCAAUGUUCUGGUCAACAACUUCUGGACGCUGCACCCGCAUCACCCACACAAGGACUUCGCCAAGUACGAUUUCUUCCAGAUUCUAUCCAUUAUGGGAGGCCUCCUCCUGCUGGUCAACAUGGGACCCGGUUCCAUCAGCAUAGACGAGAAGAAGAAGGUCUACUAA
Molecule: messenger RNA, 909 nt
Organism: Cyphellophora europaea CBS 101466
Lineage: Eukaryota; Fungi; Ascomycota; Eurotiomycetes; Chaetothyriales; Cyphellophoraceae
Exons: 3
Coding region: 1-909 (302 amino acids)
Biological process (GO): Golgi organization
Cellular component (GO): endoplasmic reticulum; endoplasmic reticulum-Golgi intermediate compartment; membrane
Source: RefSeq, a predicted model, not a curated record